UAAUGCACUAGAUCCGUGUGGAUUUAACAACUAACGUGUCAACAUUUAUUUCGGUGUUUUCUAAUAGUGUUUACAUGUUAUGUCAUUGACAUUAGCCUCAUCGGUUUGUUGUGAUGUUUUAAAGUUCCGUAAACGUACACAUAUACAAACAAGUUGCCAAUGCGAAGAGAGAAUAUGAGAUGAAUCUUGGCAUUACAUAGCCUGCUGUUUGGUUCCAUCAACUGUAUAACCCUGAUAACUGUAUAAGACCAUGGCUAACGAUGACCAAAUCGAAGAACUUGAGGCUCUCAGAGCCAUCUACGAUACUGAGUUUACAGAGCUGACGUCAAAUCCGCCCUGUUUUAUGAUAAAACUAACAGACUUAACGGUGCAACUUGCUGGCCAGGUGAAUAUAAAGUUCACAUUGCCAAAUGGUUAUCCUGCUGAAAUGCCGAUAUUUGAACUGCCCAUGAGGUCAAGGGUAUUGACGUCUGACCAGGUGUCUUCUAUACUACAGGAACUCAGAGUUUGUGCGGAGGAAAACGUAGGUAUGCCUAUGAUAUACAGCCUCGUGGACGCUGCCCAACACUGGAUCAAUGAGAACGUCUCUGAGGUCACGGAUACUGUCAAGGAGGAAGAGGACGAGAUCGAGGAUGUGACCAUACACACAGUCAAGCUGGAGGAGCCCAAGGUCAGCGGCGGCAGAUGGGAAUACGUCAUCGGGCUCGUGGGAAAACCUUCGGCAGGAAAAUCAACGUUUUUCAAUGCAGCCACAACAGUCGACCUAGCCAAGACCGGAGCACACCCCUUCACCACUAUAGAACCAAAUAUUGGUAAAGCGUUUUACUCCAUAGACUGUCCGUGUGACCGGCUGGACAAGCUGUGUGACGCAGCACAUGGUCAUAACUUCCGGGGAAAGCGACACGUGCCAGUGUUGUUAAAGGAUGUGGCAGGAUUGGUCCCGGGGGCAUGGGAGGGCAAGGGACGAGGCAACAAAUUCCUCAACGAUCUAUUGGACGCCGAUGUGCUGAUCCAUGUGAUUGACGCCUCCGGAACGACCAAUGAGAAGGGAGAAGAGACUCAGGGAUAUGAUCCAGCCAAUGACAUUCGUUGGCUCCAACAGGAAAUUCAUCAGUGGAUUUUUCAAAACGUCUGGAGUAGAUGGGACUCUAUCACCAAGCGUCCCUCCAAACUGAUCGACAUGUUUACGGGUUACCAUGCCAACAGAGCCACCAUACAUUCUGCCUUACAUAACGCUGGUAUAGGAGACAGGGAGCUUGGUGCAAUAGCUGGAUGGAAGGAGUCGGUAUUACAUCAGAUUGUGGACCACUUUCUUCGACUCCGGUUCCCCAUGUUACUAGUCCUCAAUAAGGCAGACAAACCCGAGGCCAACACUAUUAUACAAAGAAUUCAGACAGAUAUGGAUGGAUUGAAAUCUAUAGCGGUUAGUGCAAGGACGGAAUGUUUGCUGCAGAAGUUGUCAAAAGAGGGCGUCGUGCAAUACGAUUACGGAAAUGGUGAAUUCCAGGUGGUCAGUGACACCCAGCGGACAAUAGCGGAACUACAACAGGUCUCAACGGCCAUCUUCAAAAGAUAUGGGUCGACAAACGUCCACGAAGCCCUGUGUGAGGCGGUCAGACUGCGGCCACCGACAUACGCCUUUCCUGUACACUGUCUGGACACACUGCGCUCUGUGGGUCGCUCUCCCCGCGAGGCAGUUUUACGCGACUGUGUAUCCCUCCGGCCUGGGACUCGAGUGGAGGAGUUACAUACAGUCCUGUGUCAUUACCCGAUAAAUCUACUGUCCGGGGACUUCGUUAGAGCAGAGACGAUGACAGAAGACAGAAAGCUGAAGCCAUUACGGAAGGACGAGGUGAUCACGCAGUGUAACAACAUAAUAAAAAUAAUGACAAACAGACGUACCUCCUAACCCACAGUGUAACGACGUGAUACAGAUACUGACAGACAGACGUACCUCAUAACCCACAGUGUAAGGACGUAAUACAGAUAAUGACAGACAGACGUACCUCAUAACCCACAGUGUAACGACGUAAUACAGAUAAUGACAGACAGACGUACCUCAUAACCCACAGUGUAACGACGUAAUACAGAUAAUGACAAAAAUACUUAAAUUACAGCUUUAUUGUAAUAAAGUUUUAUUUUACAUU
Messenger RNA from Pecten maximus, 2147 nucleotides. RefSeq lists its product as uncharacterized. The transcript has 12 exons. NCBI's taxonomy places the organism in Eukaryota, Metazoa, Mollusca, Bivalvia, Pectinida, Pectinidae. The record is from RefSeq and is a predicted model, not a curated record. Gene Ontology annotation, cellular component: cytoplasm. Gene Ontology annotation, molecular function: GTP binding; protein binding; ATP hydrolysis activity. Bases 251 to 1909 code for a protein of 552 amino acids.